Molecule: messenger RNA, 3635 nt
Organism: Salmo salar (Atlantic salmon)
Lineage: Eukaryota; Metazoa; Chordata; Actinopteri; Salmoniformes; Salmonidae
Source: RefSeq, a predicted model, not a curated record
GAGGAAGAGAUCGGGGCACGAGGGAGGAGACUCUCUCUAACUAUGAGUUGGCUGUGAGUGUGAGAGAGCAACAGUGACCGAGAGAGGGAGAGGAUGUUUGAUAAGCGGCUUGGGAAAUGACUGUUUAAGUUUGUGCGUUGAAUGCAGAGACAUUGUGGAGCCGGACAUGAGCAGUGACAGCAGCCCCAAGAAGCGCUAUGUAUCAACCCUCAGGAUGUACAUCGGACCCACCAACACUUCCCCUGGGCAGGGAAAAAACGUCUUGGCAGCCAGUAUCACUUCUGCUGCUGCUACUAGGACUGGGAUAGACACAGCCUCUAGUACAGCGGACAGCUGCCACACACUAACCCCCCUCAGAAGUCUGGAUCCACCCCUGUUCACAGAGCCUUUGGAGGACUGCUCGGCGGAUGAAGGAAGUGACAUCACACUCCGAGGGGUUAUCACAGGAAGUCAGCCAAUCAGUGUGUCCUGGCUGCACAAUGGUGAGGCAGUGUUUUUUGGGAAGCCCCUCUUCGAUGGCAGUGAGACUAGGCUGGUGGUGAGGGAAUGCCUACCUGAGGACGCGGGUGCCUACACCUGUGUGGCAGAGAACCGAGCGGGCAAGACCUCCAGCAGCGCAGCUGUGUGUGUGAGAGACUUUGAGACUAUCUGCAGAGUCCUGAACGCAACUUCACACACUUCCCCUCCCCUCAACAACAACAUUAUGGAAAACAGAGGCUCAAAGUUACUACUGUCAUCCAACAAUGACAGUGUCUUCAGACAAUCCAGCUCCCCAAUAAGCUCUAACACCCCGAGCCCAGGAGGACCCCGAAAAGUCUCCACAGAAGUCAGGCCAAAGAAGAGAGCCAGCUCCGGGACAGCCUCGUUGCAGUUUAAGGAUCCCCCAUCCCACAUUGAGGCACGACUAGGAGAGACAGCCCGUCUGACGUGUGCGUUCAGUGGAAGUCCCCCUGUGGUGUCCUGCUGGAUACGAAAUAAAGAACCAGUUGUAGAUGGGUCUGAGUUGUGGGUAGAGAGCAGUGAUCAGAGCAGUACAUUGGUGAUCGCAGAGCCAGGACCUGAGCACUCAGGACGCUACACCGUUGUAGUACGAGACCGCAAGAGCUCGGCGCAGCACAGCCUCACUCUUUCUGUCAUAGAGCGGCCCCAGUCCCCAGCCUCCAGCCCCGUGGUGUCUCUCCUCUCUGUCUCUCCUCUCUGUUUGGUCCUGUCCUGGUCUGGGCCCUGCUACGACGGAGGCAGUGCUGUCCUAGGCUACGUGGUGGAGGUGAGGAGAAAAGGCCCCGCUGAGUCUGGGGACUGGAGUGAGCUCACAGCCCGUUGCAAGAGUACUUCUUACAAGGUGCGCUCCGGGCUUGAGCCUCAGGGGGAGUACUGCUUCCGGGUGAGGGCCUACAACGUGGUGGGGGUGAGCGAGCCCAGUGAGGAGUCUCCGCUUAUCAAGAUGGAGCAGAGAGCUGAGCCACAAGAGGAGGAGUCUCCUCGGACAUAUGAGGACGUCACCAUCAACUCCACCCACAAGGUCACCGAUCACUACAAUAUACUGGAGAAACUGGGAGUGGGGAAGUUUGGCCAGGUGUUCAAACUGACUCACAAGGAGACCGGCCGUGUGUGUGCCGGAAAGUUCUACAAGGGCCGGCGGGCCAAGGAGAGGGAGGCGGCCCGUAAAGAGAUAGAGCUGAUGAACUUCCUGCACCACCCCAAACUGGUCCAGUGUCUGGGGGCCUAUGAUCUCAAGCCAGAAAUGGUCAUGGUCAUGGAGUUCAUUGCCGGAGGUGAGCUGUUUGAGCGUAUAGUGGACGACAGCUUUGUGCACACAGAGCCGGCCAGUGUGCGCUACAUGCAGCAGAUCGUGGAGGGGAUCGGCUACAUGCACCAGCAGAACAUCAUCCACCUGGACCUGAAGCCUGAAAACAUAGUGUGUGUUGACCACACUGGCACACGAAUUAAGAUCAUUGACUUUGGCCUGGCCAGCAAGCUGGACCCCUCCACUCCCCUGAAGGUGAUGCACGGGACACCAGAGUUUGUGGCUCCAGAGGUGAUUGGCUAUGAGCCUGUUAGCUUAGCUACAGACAUGUGGAGCAUUGGAGUCAUCUGCUACAUAUUACUGAGUGGCGAGUCUCCCUUCCAGGGUAACAGUGAGGCAGAAACCCUGGCCUUGGUGACUGGUGCUCAGUGGGAGUUUGACGAGGAGAGCUUCGAAGAGAUCACUGACCAGGCCAAAGAAUUCAUCAGCUCCCUGCUCAACAAGGAACCAAGGCGCAGGAUAUCCUGUGAGGAGGCUCUAGGCCACUCCUGGAUAGCUGAGCCCAUCUCAGCAGACCCCAGCACCACCAAGUGUCUCUCCAAGGAGAAGAUGAAGAGGUACCUUGCCAGGCAGAAGUGGAAGAAAACAGGGAAAGCCCUGCUGGCGCUGAAGAGGAUGGCUUUGCUGUCUAAAGCCGAUGGGCCUGGCUCCUCCACCACCCCUGUAGAAGACAGCCCCCUGAGUCCUGAGGCAGAGCAGGCCCUGCAGUCUCUAGAGGUCAAACUCCAGGGGGGGCCCCAGUUCUCCCUGACCCUAACGGACCAGACUGCCUCCCAGGGCUCUACCGCCCGCCUCUCCUGUCACCUCAGAGGGUAUCCUGACCCAGAGGUGGUGUGGUUGAGGGGGGAGGAGCCUCUGGAGGAGUCAUCCCGGGUGCAGAUAGAGUAUGAAGAGGAUGGGCUCUGCACCCUGGUCCUGGCCCAAAUUGGGCCAGGGGACUCGGAUGUUUACACCUGUAGGGCCACCAACGACCAGGGGAAGGCACAGUGUUCAGCCAAACUCAUAGUAAAGGAAUAGGUUUGUUCAGAACUGUGAAUACGUAUUUGAAACACAAACAAGCAGAUGUGCAGAAAUUCAGACGCCCAUGAUUGUGAAAUGUCUUUCAAACGUUCCAGAAAAUGUUGUACAGCGCUUGAACCACUGAACUCUGUACGUUACGGUUCUUGUGGAACAACUCUUUGAUUUCCGAUUGAAAACCUCUAAGUCCUAUUAGUUAUUUUGGACAUGCGUACGGGUUUGAAAAUAAUUCUCCUGUGAAUUAAGACUGUCAAUAGAGUGUCUUAAUAAUAAAGGAAUCUUUUUGCACCUAGUAUGGUUGUUAAACAUUUGACAGAUGUAACUUUCAUGUGCAUGUAUUUUAACCGCUGUGAAUUUUGAAUUAUUUUUAUUUUUCUCAGUGAACCGUUACUGUACAAAAAUGUUAUAGUUGCCUCUAAGACCAAUGGCUUUUUAUUUUUACAGUUAUGUACACCAGAUGACAGCAUAAUCUUUUGAAAAAGAGUUUGUCUUGUGGUGGAACAGCAGCCUUGUGGAAAGUGUGACAAUAAAAGCCAGGAAGCAUAUAAUUCCACAGCGUUAUAACCCCACUGUGUGCUACAGAUGACUAUUUUAUGUAUACUAACUUAAGGGCUGGAUUCAAUCCAUAUCGCUGGAAAUGUGCAUGGAGCGUGCUUGAAAUUUAAACGUAAAUUCCAAUUGAGCCGGUUUGCUGUAAAUGCAGUUGCCACUGACAUUGACGCUUAAAGGCAAUCGGUCUACAACGCUGAACUUCUGCGAUUAUGGAGUGAACACAACCCUUAUAUAAAAAUAAAGUAAUUUCAACCAUUUA